Chiroxiphia lanceolata (lance-tailed manakin) is the source of this 10744-nucleotide messenger RNA. It is a transcript of the gene GABRG1, whose product is annotated as gamma-aminobutyric acid type A receptor subunit gamma1. Gene Ontology annotation, biological process: nervous system process; gamma-aminobutyric acid signaling pathway; synaptic transmission, GABAergic. The record is from RefSeq and is a predicted model, not a curated record. The transcript has 9 exons. Gene Ontology annotation, cellular component: synapse; dendrite membrane; postsynapse. Gene Ontology annotation, molecular function: GABA-A receptor activity; GABA-gated chloride ion channel activity; transmitter-gated monoatomic ion channel activity involved in regulation of postsynaptic membrane potential. Lineage: Eukaryota; Metazoa; Chordata; Aves; Passeriformes; Pipridae. Bases 146 to 1540 code for a protein of 464 amino acids.
AGUGGGUUUCUACCUGUUUGGGUGUUUCACCCUUCCCGUCCCCUCCCUCUGCCCGCCGUGUGCCGGGGGGUGGUGGGAUUAGCAGGGUCGCUGUUCCUCAGCCUCUCCGGAGAAAACCCGGGGAAGGGAGAGGUCCUUCACGCUCAUGGAUGCAUGGGGGGGCCCCACGCCCCGCUGGAGCCGUCGCCGCGGGGCCCGAUUGCUGCUGCUGCUGCUGACCGUGCGGCUGGGGAGCGGAGCUGAUAAAGCAGACGAUGAAGAUGAUGAAGAUCUAAUGGUGAAUAAAACGUGGGUCCUUGCACCAAAGAUUCAUGGUGGAGAUGUAACUCACAUACUGGACUCCUUACUUCAAGGAUAUGACAAUAAGCUUCGGCCAGAUAUUGGGGUGAGAACUACGGUAAUUGAAACAGAUGUCUAUGUAAACAGCAUCGGCCCAGUUGACCCAAUCAAUAUGGAAUACACUAUAGAUAUAAUUUUUGCCCAGACUUGGUAUGACAGUCGUCUAAAAUUUAACAGCUCAAUGAAGGUGCUUAUGCUUAAUAGCAAUAUGGUUGGAAAAAUUUGGAUUCCAGACACUUUCUUCAGGAACUCAAGGAAAUCUGAUGCUCACUGGAUUACAACUCCAAAUCGUUUGCUUCGAAUCUGGAGUGAUGGAAGAGUAUUAUACACUCUAAGGCUGACAAUUAAUGCUGAAUGUUAUCUUCAGCUUCAUAAUUUUCCUAUGGAUGAACACUCCUGUCCUCUGGAGUUUUCAAGCUAUGGAUAUCCCAGAAAUGAAAUUGAAUACAAAUGGAAGAAAACCUCUGUGGAAGUGGCAGAUCCAAAAUACUGGAGAUUGUAUCAGUUUGCAUUUGUAGGGUUACGAAACACAACUGAAAUUUCUCAUACCUUGUCUGGUGAUUAUAUUAUUAUGACAAUCUUCUUUGAUCUUAGCAGACGUAUGGGAUAUUUUACUAUUCAGACAUACAUUCCUUGUAUACUCACAGUUGUUCUUUCAUGGGUGUCAUUUUGGAUCAAUAAGGAUGCAGUUCCUGCAAGGACUUCUCUGGGCAUCACAACGGUGCUGACCAUGACAACACUGAGUACAAUUGCCAGAAAGUCACUCCCAAAGGUUUCCUAUGUGACAGCAAUGGACCUUUUUGUCUCAGUUUGUUUCAUUUUUGUGUUUGCUGCCUUGAUGGAAUAUGGCACCUUGCAUUACUUUACCAGCAACAGAAAAGGGGACAAAGGAAAACAAAAGAAGGCAAAAUCUAAGCCAUCAAAACCACCUGCAAUCGCUGUUCGACCUGGAUCAACACUAAUUCCAAUUAAUAACAUUAAUCAUCUCCCUGAACGUGAUGAUGAUUAUGGAUAUGAGUGCCUUGAAGGAAAAGACUGUGCUAGCUUCUUUUGUUGUUUUGAAGACUGCCGCACAGGAUCUUGGCGAGAAGGAAGAAUACACAUCCGUAUUGCAAAAAUUGACUCCUAUUCUCGAAUAUUCUUUCCUACUGCCUUUGCAUUAUUCAAUCUUGUUUAUUGGAUUGGCUAUCUUUAUCUAUAAAUUUCAGAUUUGACAAACUCAGAAAAAAAUUCUAAUUGAACAGUCAUUAAUACUUUUAACUGAGCAAUCAAAGAUUAGAGUUGGUCCAAAAUUACUUAAAUUGUAAUACUUUAAAAAUUUGAAACAAUGAGAGGAAAUAUGAUGAUGUAGUCUCCCUCUUGUGAUCAACUAUAGAACUGAUAGUGGUAUUUUGAAGAGAAAAUUUAAAAAUAAGAUUUAUCUUUCCUUAACACACAUACACAGUUUUUUCCAGCUCUAAGAAAAUGCAGAGUCAAGAAGCUAUGUUAUUUAACUGGACAGUUCUACAUAAGCUUUCAGUUUUAAUCCUUAAUGAUAAUGCAGAAGGAUUUUUGUAGCAUCUCUUACACCUUUACAAAGAAAGCCUUAAUAAAGUGAGAUUAGUUAGUCUCAUCCAUUUCAUCCAUAAGGUGAUGAUUUUAUUAAUCCCUGAUUUUAAAAAGUUGAAAUGUAACAUUUCCCUUUUCAAUCUGCAGUAUUUUAAAAAGCAUGAUUAAGUCAUAAUUAAUCAAUUCAGAUUUAUACAGAAUGCAAAUGUUAGAGCAGCAAGAAAUGGAUAUAUCAAAACACCCAAGGGUAAUUCUGAGCUUGUCUUAUCCUGACUGUUGAUAAAGGCUUUUGGCUUUCAGCCUGAGAUUACGUUUAUGUCUGUGCUUAAUCUCCUGUUACUUCACUGUUGUGAGUUCCCGGAAGUUGUCCAAGAGGGCUACAACUUUCAAAAAUUCUUACCCAGCUGCUAUUGCUUGCUCAUUUCAUGGAAAAGAGACUGGUGUUGGCUGAGAUUCUGAGCAUUAAACACAGCACUCUUCACAUCCUCUCAUUUGUCUGAUUCAUACUCAGUGCCAGAGAAAAAUGCAUACCUCUACUUUUGGCAGAAUUUGUAUCAGCAGGGUUUGGAAAACCUGUAACAGCGUUGUAGUCACUGUACUCAAAACCACUGUGUUAAAUCUCCAGCCCUGAGAGUGUAGUGUGUGAUCUGCUCCACUGUGCAUAUAGUAUGAUUUUGUAGAUUCUGUUUGUUACUGCAUAUGCUGCUCACUGAGCCAAAGCCAAGUGGUAUUAAUUUACUGAGCCUGUGGUAUGGAUUGCUGGGUAAUUACCUUCUUGGUAUUAGUUUGUUUUUAAUGGAAAGUCAUGUUAUGGAGAGGGAGUUAAAAUAUCCUUAUUCAUUGCAGAUCCUUCUCCAACGAUGCAUCCCCCAAAAAAAUCAUAGGACCAGUUCUUCAUCCUUUCUGUGGUCAGAGCUUUUCAUCACUUUGGUAGCAAUUCUUCAGUAGUAGCCUUUCUGGACUGCCUUCUCUUUGUUGACUGUUGCUGACUGGCAGCAUUUGGUAUCUCAUUUUUAUUUCUAAAUCCAUUGUCUUCAUUAUGGAAAAGUGCAGUCUUUCCUCCAUUCUUGAAACCAGUCUCAAGUGAGCUUGCAAAAAUCACUGUAAAAUGAAGAUAUGCAUUAACUAAAAGUCAGCAUUACACUGAAGACCUUACAGAUCUUUAAAGAGGAUUAAUGGGAUUAGCAUUUGGCUGUAGGUAAGGAUGUUCAGUACUAAAGAUAAAGACAUGAUUAAUAGCUAAGAAUAGAAAAUGUUACAUGAAAAGCCCACUCCCAAUAUUUCUGUUAAAUGUGCUCCUUCCUCUGAAUUUCUCAGAAAAGAUUAAUGUAUAUUUAUAUUCUAGUUUGUACCAGGCAUAAUAAGAUAUGAUAUGCAAUAUACAUUUCAGAGGAAAUGCUACUGUGGUGUUCAGCCCCAAAGUGUAAUAGAAAAUGCAAGACUGUGCAGUCAUACUGAAAAGAAGUGUGAAAGAAGAUCCAAUUUUAAUGAAAACUUUAUUUCAGUAUUUAACUGAUGAAAUAUAGGAGUGGUUGAGAGAAUCUGAAGGCCCACUGUCAAGGAUGGCUGACACUGUUUGUUGUGUGACCUUUCCGAGUACCAACUUCUGACUGGUAGACUAAGCAUAGCAAUGUGGCAUGAUUAUCAGCUCUGAUUUGCUAUAAUUUAUGGGUUUUUAGAGUCUCACUUUCAGAAAAUGUUCAGUCCAAUGGAAACAUGUCAGUUUUAAUUCCAUAAUGUAAUUUGUUGCUUUUUGACAGCACAUUAAACACAUUGUUCUGUAGGAGGUAUGAAGGUGGCGUCAGCAGCAUGUUGGAUGUGUACUUGAAAAGUAGUCAGCUUGCUACACAAUACAAGAUAUAGAUUUUGUGAGCCCCUGAGUUUCAUUAAUUCACCUUUAAACAAAAGAAACUUGAAAGAACUUGGCACUUCACAAGAAGAAAUACAAAUUUCACAGCCUGCUCUCCUCUGGCACAUCUAGUUAGCUUUUUCUAUUCAUGUGGUUGUCAGUUGCCAGUCAGCCUCCAGUGAGUGAAUUGGAGAACAGAAAACAUCCAGAAUUGGCAAGGGAUGGAUAAGAAACCUUUCAUCUCCAAUUUCUAUGAAACAAUGUAAUGGAGUAUUAAACCUAUUGAAUGUUAUGGCUGUUUGGCUUAUGGAUACACUUGCUUCUGUCUGUUGACAAACUUUUCUGUGUACUUCAUUUGUUUCUGAUGAAAUAAUUUUAGUUUCCCAUGGUACUGUGAGUGCAAAUAGAAACGGAAUGUAGUGAACUGUAACAUGGCAUGUAAUAAAUGUGUUAUUUUAGUCCUAUGUGUUUUCUUUCUAAUCUGCAUGUAAGCACUUGAUUCCCAGAAAUCUAAGUGAUACUCAAAAAAAUGGCAAGGAACAGACAGUAUAAUUACCUGGACCUAGAUGCUGCAAUCGUUUUUCAAACUUACGCAGAUAAAAGUUUGUUUACUGUUAGCUGGGAUCACAGUAUUUUGGAGUCAUAUUAUUCUGACCAUCAUUGCAUAAGCACAUGCUUAAACCUAGUCCUAGUCAGUACUGUUAUUAGACCAGAAUUCAGAAAAGUGAGUGCUUAUGUACUGUCAUAAAUAGUGAUGUUAUCGUGAAUUCAGGCCAUUAACACAUGCUUAAUUUGCACUAAUUUCAAUAAUGAGUGUUCAGUAGCUUAAGUAAUUGAACGCUAAGGAUGUGAGCCAGAGCCUUUUUCAGUAAGAGAUUUUCUCACUGAAAGAGGGGGACUUAAGAGGAGAAAUUGCCAUAAAGGUAGAGAGGCGAAAAAUUCUGGGGAAACUGUUUUAUACUGCACCUAUCUUAGGCAUUUCUUGAAAUGUAUUUUUCAAAAAAGAGACCUUUCCUUGAUAUUUCUGUAUUAGUGUUUACCACUUGUCUGUUUUAGUAGUGAGUACAGAUCAACGUGUUAUUUUUUGGUAAGGUUCUGUCUAUGAUUGUACCUCACUGAUCUUCAGUGCAUGUCUUUUGUGUCUGAAUGAAUCUGUUUUAUGUAGUGGCACUGCAACCAAAGCAUGAGCUCUGGGUAACGCAUUUUAUAUUCACAUGUUGAUAUGCUUCAAAGACUUUAACCUUAUCCAGUUUUCUGACAUUCAAAGAUAUGGGAUUGUGUAAGACUUUGAAGAAGAAUCACCUCCAACAUGGUUUUUAUAAUUUUCUGGUUUUUAUCUGGUAUGAUAGUAAAAACAGUUGUUUAAAAUUGAUAUAUGAAGUGUGCUUUGUAAUUUGUGAACACCUUUAACCUUACAAUUGAAAACCCAACAGGAGGAGUCUGGAUUUAAAUAUCUGUUUGCCAAAAGUAAAACAUGUUUUCUCAAUUGUAUUGGUCAUCAUUUCAGUUUACUGUUUCCAAACAACUGAGAACUAGGGCAAAUAAAUUUUUUAAAAAAUUGAUUGUUAAUGUAAUUGUACAUAAGUUAUACAUUAAAUAUGAUCUUUUAUGUUUGUGAACCAAUACUGUAUUUUUUAGUCAUUAUAAUAGAUACAGAAAAUAGAAACUAAUGUUGAAUUCCUCAGCUGAAAAACAAAAAACCAGGAAUUAGAAAUAAUUACUGUGCUUUCAUUCCUGAAAAAGCUCAGUGGAUGUCCACAUGCCCCAAUGAAUGUGCUGACAGUGGGGAGAGACUGACUUAAACGGAGAGGUAGAAUAGUCUCCAGACUGUAGAAAAGGCCUUUGCAUUGGUUCAUGUCAUGGAUUUGCUACCCAAGUGGUUCAAAUUGAGGAAAGUGAUCUCUGGCUUCUGAUUCAUUUCUAUCAGAAACUGUAGUUCUAAUGCUGUGUUACUAGAUGAAUCAAAACCUGAAAAAUCAUCUUAGUAAGUUAGUGUUUCAGCCAGAUUGGUGGGAUCAUCUGACUGAAACUGCAAGAGUAUGACGAAAUUUUGCUCCAAGACAGGUGAUGGGAGCUUGCAGCUAGAGGGAAAAGGAUGCCUUCUUAUGAUAGGCAUAUUUUAUUCAGCUGAAAAUCUGCUCUGAAAACUGGUGAGGAAGAAAGGAAAAGAUGGGAUGAGGUAAAGAUUGAUGGUGGCAGUGAUCCCAGAAUCAAGUUGCAUGGAACUGAGUGAAUUAUAUUUAGUUAAUAGAUUUCUCAGUGGAAUUUGUGAUAAUGCUCUUGAUUUCCCUGCAACAUAAUUAAGUACUUUUAAUAUUAAAAAAAAGGAAGAAAAUACUGUGCAUUUCCUAUACAUUAUGAGCAAUAAAAAGUUGUCUUGAGUGAUCAUAAUGUCAGACAGAAAAACAGAGAUCAGGUUAGAUCAGCAAAAGAUCAUCUUUUUUCCUCCUUUUUUUAUUAAUGAUAAAGUAUUUUUAAAAUUAGGGAGUACUAAUUCUUGAAAGCCGUAGUACCCAGGUGUCUACACUGCUGUAAGUCCCUUUGAGGGCUAAAAAAAUUUGGGAAUGGAAACUUGUCUCAGACUGCUUUCAGUCAUUGAAUCAGAGAGUGGGUAAGGUGGAUUAUGAUCAUGCCAGGCAUGAACCAGGAUAGCUGGUGUACCCCAGGGAGAUUGGUAACAGUUUCUUGUUAAAAGGGUGAUUUCUGCCUGAAAGACUAUAAUUUGAAACAGGGUACGUGCUUCCCUUCAGAAGAUGGAUCUGUGCUGUUAUUUCCAGAAUGAUGGAAAAGCAUCCCUGUCCUUAAUAUUUGUCUUUGCACAGGAACAGAUUCAUUGAGAUGAUUGUCCUGCUAUGAAGCUCUGAGGUAUUCCCCAUGUAGAGUAUAGGAGAAGAGUUUUGGUUGCACUCCUGGACAAGGUCUAUAAAUCAUGUCAUAGGGCUCAGUAUUGUGGUUCUUGAGCUGUCUUUUGGAUCCAUUACAAUGCUAGUGAAAAGUCAGUAAAUAAUAAACUUUUGAUUUUACUUGCUGCUAAAUCUCACUGAGAAAGUCAGAGAACUAACAAAGGCUUUAGAGGAAAUCUUAGGAGACAGGAGAGUGGCUAAAAGUGAAAUAGGCCAAAGGAUAUAGCCCUUUUUACCACAGAUGGGUUUUGUUCACUAGCAAUAUAUUGUUUCUAAAAAAAGUGUAAAAACUUCAUGGUAUUUUAAGGGAGAAAAAAGAUAUAUAAAAUUCUCAUUCCCCUUCCCACGGACAAAACGUGCUUUGCCUGCAGAUUUUGCUUAUGGUACAUCAACAUCACUUGAGCUGUGUGAGGAGAGCUAUGGGGAUGUAAGACAGAAGACCUGUAAACUGUUCUACCUUGUUCUUUCUCAGUUCCUUUUCUUAGUCAAGAAAAAAGAGGUUCAGAAGAGUAGGCAUGUGGCAUGUGUAAAUGAGGACAAUUUUGCUACUGACAACAGAGGAUGAGUCCCACUAUCUGACAGAACUGAGAGGGACAAAACUCUGCUUGCAGUAAUAAGGCUUCUCUUUCGUAAUUCUUUGUAGAAGCUACUUUUCCAUACAUCGCUGUGUGCCUACCUGAGACUCAAAAAUGUUUCAGGUUGGAAGCAAUUCUUUUAUGUGUUUUUGGCUUCACAGAAUGAUCUUUACCAUAAGGGUUUGAGCCUUGCUGAAUUCAAAAAGAAAGGUUUCUUCUUGAAGUUUCCUUGUCCAGACAUUGCAGGUAGGAGAUGUCUUGCUGCCAAACAUUGGAAAAGUGAUUUUCAGUUGAUCCUGCUGAAAAGGCGCUGUAGGGUGGCUUUGGGAUUCCUUCGUCAUUUAGACUUCAGAAGGUUAAAUUCUGUUAACAGCAAUGACCAGUAUUGCCUGAACAGAAGAUAAGUUACCUUUGCCAAUUAAAUAUUUAUAAACAAACCCCAAAACUGUCACUGUGGAUAGGAAAUGAGGAUGAGUCAUUAUUUCACUUCAGGUAUAUAUUUCCCCUUGAAUUGUUUUUCCUCCUUAGGAAGAUGGUAUAUAGGAGUCUUUUGGCUUGUGAAAUACAUAGAAAAUAGAUGAUGGUAAUUUUAAACAGGCAAAAUCAUGUUAGUCCUGCUGCCUCCUGAUGACACAGGAGCAGUAACAAUGAAGGCACUUGCCCUAGGGCUCAGAUUUUCCAAGACAGAUAAAUGUGGACAUUUGUAUAUUCAUAGGCCCACUAUUAGUAUACAAUCUAUGUUCAUGCUUUAGUCAUUAAAAAAAACUUUAAUGAUUUUUGCAUCUUUGCAGUAUCUUUUAUAUUUCCCACUCUUGUCCACUGUGAAUGCUUAGACUUUUUGUCUGAACAUGAAAGGUUAUGUCAUUUUACCUUUAAAUACAGUUUCAAUUGCUAUAGAAUAUAAAUACUUCCUUAAAUGAAAAUGAGGGAUCAGAAUCUGGCAACCUCGUGGUGAUUCUUAUACUGAAAAAUCUAAUAUUUAUUUUUAAUUACCAUUUCAAUUAAACAAAUAAUGCUGCUAUAGUUUGUAUUCCCCUUCAUUGACAUUUUAUAAACAAUUAAAAUUCAUGGUCUAAACCCAGAAUUUAGAGAAAUAUCCUUCAAAAAUAACACUCGUUGAUUUGUUGUCUCUCAGUAUUUAUUAUAUUGAGUUUCCAGUAUUCAAAUACACUCCUAAUGCAAAUCUCUGUCUUGGCAUCUACAGUUCACAUAGUGUUUCAGUGAGUCAGACUUUGCUCCUUACUAGUACAUUUUUUUUUCAUUCAGUAUUUAAAAAAAUGCUGGUAUUUUUAACUGCCUAAGUGAACAUUCAUGCAAUGCAUUUAAUUUGAUAGUGUUUUGGCACCAGUGGACAAUGUUGCAAUAUUAUACAUCAGUGUUCCUUCUGAAGUUAUUUAUUAAUGCCCUUGUGGAUAACUUACUGCAAGAAAUACAGAACAUUAAGAUAAGUCUUGUAACUCUCUGUGCAGCUUCUAAGGUUUAUAUAUAAAAUACAUGAUAUUGAUGCAAAUUUAUUCUUCCAUUUCAGUUUUACUUCCAGAAACCUCCUCAACUGGGCUAAUAUUAUUAUUAUAAGUGUGCUGAUAUUUACAGUUCUACUCAGUUAUUUGGUACUUUUCCAAUAGCCUUGGAAUGUAGCCAUCCAUUAUUAUAUUCAAUUACCUAGAAACAGUGAGGUAUCCUCACAGGAUUUUAAUGUGAUUAAGCCAUGACUUCUUCAACCUCUCCUAAAAUACAAUCUUUUGUGUGCAGUACCAAAACUAAAGCAUUUUUAGGUAUCAAAUUGAUUGUUACCUGCUUCUCGGUUUUGACAGUAUCUGUGUGCUUGGUUAGAGUGAAACACUGAUAUCAACAUUUUUAUAUUUGACAACAAUAUUAAUGAGCAUGGCUGAACCAGAAGACUUCAGAGGUGAUAAACAGAUGAUGUUCUUGGCUAAAUCCUACAUAUAUAAGACUUUGUGAGUGUGAUAGAAAUUAUAAUGGCAAUGGCAGUGACAUACAUAUAUAUAUCCGUAUGUAGACUGGAAAGCAAGAUAUGGAAACUUUUAUAUAUACAUCAGCUUCUGAUUGUCAUUUUAACAAGCUUCCACCCCCCAUAAAAACUGUAUUCUAAAUGUGACCACGAUGGUCCUAAAAAAAACAUUUAAAUUUACACAGUUAAAACGUAGAAGUGAUUCAGAAGCCUGAAAUAAUUAUGGCUCCGUUUGAUGGGUCUUGUAGAUUCAUUUUUAAUUUAACUCCUUUUAACUGAGGAAGAAAGAAUACAAAUGCUGUGGUUGAGAUAGACAUUGUUAUCACUAAAGGUAAGUAAAAAUAUCCUCAGUUGAUUUAUAUAUAUAUAUAUAUAUAUAUAUAUGUACAUACACAUACAUACACCUAUAUAUUGGUAGAAGCAAAUUUUUUAGUGCUGAGGAAGUUGCUGUGAUUGCAUUUGCAGAGUAGAUGGAUUCUGCUUUAUAUUUUCAGAACUCUGUUGGUACCAUGGUAAAAGAUUGACUCAGAAAUUUAACAUUUCUUAUUAUACUCUUAGUUUUUGGAUGCCUCAUUUUCUUUUGUGCAGUUUAAGACAUGAAUGAAAAAGACCUACUUUUCAAAUGUUUAACCCUUUCUAAAAAUUAUCCCUCGAGCUUUCAGUUUAGAGCACUCCAAAACUGAGUAACUAGGCAUCACUGAUAAGGUUUUAAAUAAACUAGAUUGCUAAAGAACAGUGCAGAAAGUUCAAAUAUGGUUCAAGGCUAGAAAUUUGUAGCCUUUUGUGGGAUUUUUCAAUUUAUUUUCUUAAGUUUCUUGAGACCUAGGGAGAUGUAAAACAAAUGGAGGGAUUUCACCCUGUGGUUGUUUGGGUUUUGUUUGUUUUGUUUUGUUUUCAGCAGUAUAACGCAUCAACUGCUAAAAGGUGAUUUUAGUAGAGGUAAAAUGAGGCUUUGAGACUGAUAACAGAAAUAAUAUUAAGAGGCUCAGAAAGGAAGUGCUCGUGGCACUCAUUAUCAGAAGGGGCUUGGUUGCACAAGGCUUUGGAAACAGAAUUUCUGAAGUAAGAUUAUGGGAGAUAGCUGGAUUAUAAGGAUUUCUAGAAAAAAACCCAGAAUUUCAGAAAUCUCUUGCCAGGAGAAGACUCACAGUGGUUUGAUGGAUAGGUUUUAGAGUUCAUUACUCUAAUGUGAAUGUUGAUGUCUAUUGCAUUUUCAUGUAAAUGUUGCAGUAGUCCUUGUGCGUUGAAUGGAAAUGGGCUUGCACCCUGGUGCAUGGUUCAUACAGAUGUUUCUGAGAUGUAAUCUGUAAUCUUCUAAAUGUAAAAAUCUGAAAGCCAUAGUCUUAAAAAAUAAAAAUAAAAAACUCAUCAUUGAAUAAUAUGUGUUCUGUGCAAAACGAACAGUUUAGAUGUUUGUACUCUGAUGUCUCUUAAACUGAUAAGAAUCAAGAGAGUUUCAACACUGAACUUUGUAAAGCGGUUGUAAUGCAUUGUUUUUACUGUAUCUGCUGUGAAGUUGAUUAGUUACACUGAAAAAAUAAAUAGUGCCUGGUUACUU